GUGAGCGUUCGAAAGCGAUCGUGCGAGUUUCCAAGCGAUUUUCCAUCGAGUUUUCUCAAUUAAAUCUACAGAUAUGGCGCUGCUUCCUUACUUAUUAGACGAGCUUCGUCCGAGAAGGGCCCGCGACCAUCUUUUAGGGCUAGACUUGUCUCCAGACGACUUCUUGACCGACAUCUUCGACCGGCCAGCACUCCAAAUCCGAAGGUACAUGCGUCCGUGGAAAAACCUAUCGGCUCUAGCAAAGGAUGUCGGAUCAACGAUCAAAAGUGAUAAAGAGAAAUUCCAAGUGAAUUUGGACGUACAGCACUUUGCUCCUGAAGAAAUAUCGGUGAAGACUUCUGAUGGAUACGUCGUGAUAGAAGGGAAACAUGAAGAAAGGAAAGAUGAGCACGGAUUUGUGUCACGACACUUCAAACGCCGUUACGCUUUACCUGAAGAUUGUAACCCAGAAACCGUGGAGUCUAAACUUUCAUCCGACGGUGUCCUGACUGUCAUCGCUCCGAAGGUUUCUUCAGGGAAGGACGAGAAGGUCAUCCCAAUAACCCACACUGGUCCCGUGAGAAGGAAGGCGAUAGAAAAUGACGAAGAAAUGAAUGGACAACCAGAGCCAGAAGAGAAAUCGCCACAGAAAAAGCGAAGGCGUUGAUUCCGUUUUUUUCGUUUUUUUUUUUAUAAAACUGCAUUUAACUUAGGUAGAUAGGUAGGUACUUUUAUUUGUAUCUUAGAUAGUUUAUAGGUAGGUACCUACCUACCAACAUUUCAACGGUAAAAUUACUACGUAUAAUUUUUUUGUAAAGAUAAACAUGCAUUUUAGAUUUGAAGGCAAUGCAUUAUUCUUAUGCAUGUUCAUCUUUUAAUUAAUUAAGCUAAGUUGUAAUUAAUUAGUCCCAGUAUUUUCAAGUACAAUUCUAUAAUAAGAAAGACUGAUUUUCUAAGAGAUUUGAUAAAUAAAUAUAAUUCUAAGAACAUUU
Pectinophora gossypiella (pink bollworm) is the source of this 971-nucleotide messenger RNA. Its product is annotated as protein lethal(2)essential for life-like. Gene Ontology annotation, molecular function: protein folding chaperone. Gene Ontology annotation, biological process: response to heat; protein refolding. Bases 74 to 646 code for a protein of 190 amino acids. The transcript has a single exon. The record is from RefSeq and is a predicted model, not a curated record. Lineage: Eukaryota; Metazoa; Arthropoda; Insecta; Lepidoptera; Gelechiidae.